GGGGCAUGCGAUGAGUUGUAGGGUGAAGUGAAGGACAGUAGACUAGUGAUUAGCCCGGCAUUUUCAUGAAAAGAAAAGUAUAAAAGUCGAGAACUUAGAAAUAAUUAUUGAGUUGAAAGUGCCGCUUUUUUCCAAGAGAUAGUAGCCGUGCUUAAAACAAUUUCACCAUGAAUCAUCUUUCGUGUCUGCUAGUGUUGGUCGUUGCAUUGACCCUGAGUGUCUCCGGAUACAGUUACAACACCUAUCCGUCAUACGGUGGUUACGGCAAGGGCUACGCACUUGGCGGCUACGGAGGCUAUGGCGGAUGGGGAGGCAAGGGCUACGGCGGAUGGGGCGGCUUGGGAGGCUACGGCGGAUGGGGCGGCAAGGGCUACGGCGGAUGGGGCGGCAAAGGGGGUUAUGGUGGGUGGGGAGGUUUGGGCGGUUGGGGUGGUAAAGGCGGAUACGGCGGUUGGGGAGGUAAAGGCGGAUACGGCGGUUGGGGAGGUUUGGGUGGAGGAUGGGGUGGUAACUAUGGCGGUAACUAUGGAGGGUGGGGCGGAAACUAUGGUGGAUGGGGAGGCAACUACGGAGGCUUGGGUGGAUGGGGAGGUAACUACGGAGGCUGGGGCAACAACAACGCCUACGCACAAGCCUCCGCCGCAGCCAGCGCUAGUGCUAGUGCCAACGCCUACAAUAACUACAACACCUACAAUAACUACAACAACUAUGGUGGUCUUGGAUACGGAUUCAGUGGAUACGGAUCUCCAGCAUAUUAUGGCUAUGACUGGGAUUUUGAUGGUGACGAUGAUUGAACAACUCACUAGCCACAGCACUACCCAGUAGACAAUCAACAUACAUUUUUUAAAAAGAAAUCAGCUAGUUGUUACAAGGCCUGCUAUUUUCAGUGUACAUGUUAACACUUGGCAACAACAGAGAAUAAAAUACAUAUAUAUAUAUAUACACACAUACAUAA
Messenger RNA from Biomphalaria glabrata, 955 nucleotides. RefSeq lists its product as uncharacterized. The coding region runs from base 168 to 794 and encodes 208 amino acids. The transcript is spliced from 3 exons. The record is from RefSeq and is a predicted model, not a curated record. Lineage: Eukaryota; Metazoa; Mollusca; Gastropoda; Planorbidae.